Thlaspi arvense is the source of this 801-nucleotide messenger RNA. Lineage: Eukaryota; Viridiplantae; Streptophyta; Magnoliopsida; Brassicales; Brassicaceae. The record is from the annotation of a GenBank genome assembly.
AUGAAAAUCCUCUCACUUUCACUUAUCUUGCUCUUGGCCGCUACGGUCUCCCAAGGCCGGCCUUCGGUGCCUAGGCUCAUCGAACUCCCAACGUCAAACAUCUUUGAGACCGAAGCCGACCUUUUGGAGAAACAGCGACUCACCAUCAGCUACCCCAACUGCAGAAGCUGGCACCUUGGUGUUGAGACUUCUAACAUCAUCAAUUUCGGGACGGUUCCCGCAAAUUGCAAAGACUAUGUGGAAGACUACUUGACCACUUCCCAACAGUACCGUGACGACUCCAAAACGGUGUGCAAAGAAGCUUACUUCUACGCCAAAGGACUUGCCCUAAAGAACGACACCAUCAAUGUUUGGAUCUUUGAUCUAGACGAGACCCUCCUCUCGAAUAUACCCUUUUACGCCGAAUAUGGAUACGGGACAGAGAAGCAAGACACGGAGGCGUUCAGCAAGUGGUUAGCGGCCGGAGAAUCUCCCGUGCUCGCGGAGAGCUUGCAUCUUUACGAAAACAUCCAAGAACUCGGGAUUGAACCCAUCAUAAUCACCGAGCGAUUCCAAGAUUUGGAGGAAGUCACUUUAAAGAAUCUCAAGGCUGCUGGCUUCACCUACUGGAAACAUGCAAUAUUCAAGCCAACGGGUUCGAACACGAAGACAGCGAACUUUAAGUCAAAGGAGAGGAAGAAGCUGGAGAGGAGUGGAUACACUAUCAUUGGGAAUAUUGGAGACCAAUGGGCUGAUUUGGCUAAGGACAGCCCUGGGAGAAGGACUUUCAAGCUCCCUAACCCACUCUACUACAAGACCUAA